This is a messenger RNA of Durio zibethinus, 929 nucleotides long. The record is from RefSeq and is a predicted model, not a curated record. NCBI's taxonomy places the organism in Eukaryota, Viridiplantae, Streptophyta, Magnoliopsida, Malvales, Malvaceae.
UUCGAGGAAGGAGAACAUUUUCACAAAAAGAAGUCCGCCUCAAAUUUAUAGCCCAGCAAAAUGUCGGCUGCAACAACCUUCCCAAACAACUUCCUCUUACCUGUACAUUCGUUGUCAUCGACAAUCCUUUCCACCAACAUUUCCGUUUCCUUUCCUCCUAAGAUUAUAUUCCAUGUUACACACUAUGUAUAAUUAUAAAUACCCCAUAUCUAGUCAGCCUUUCUCUAUUCAAUUCCCACAAUAUUCCAUUUGAAAUUCCUCACAAUGGCAGCACAAAAUGGGAUUGUGUUCGAGGAUUUUUUCCCUGCUAUGAUGGAGAAAUUAGGUGCUGAAGGGUUCAUGAAGGAGCUGUGCAAUGGGUUUCGGUUGUUGAUGGAUGGAGACAAAGGAAUUAUCACUUUUGAGAGCUUGAAGAGGAACUUGGUUUUGCUUGGAUUGCAAGAUAUGAGCGAUGAAGAAGUGGUUUGCAUGUUGAGAGAAGGGGAUUUGAAUGGAGAUGGUGCUUUGGAUGAGAUGGAAUUUUGUACUUUAAUGUUCAGGUUGAGUCCUGCUUUGAUGAAAAGCUCAAGAAAAUUGUUGGUAGAAGCUUUGGUUAACGAAAUGUAAUCCUUAAUUUGUUUGCAUUUAGCCAAAAAAAUAUAUUGUAGGUGGUGCUGUUGUUCUAGGGCAGUCUGUGAUCAAUAUCGGGAAAAAAUUUAGCUUCCCUCUCAAUUUUUUUUCCAUUUCAGUAAUUUCUUUUCCCUGAUACGAUUAAGAGAUUAUAUAUCCCACUAACAAAUAAAGAAGGGCAAACGAAUUUAAAUUUGAGAAAAUAAAUCUUCAAAAUCUUUGGCUUGCCAAAUCAGAGAUUGUGUUCUUGUAAAGGCAACAAAUUAGUGAAGAAAUUGAUGCGAACUGGUUGACUAUGGCAUUCUUUCCAUUGGUUUUAC